Messenger RNA from Artibeus jamaicensis (Jamaican fruit-eating bat), 2599 nucleotides. RefSeq names its product NFKB activating protein like (gene NKAPL). The record is from RefSeq and is a predicted model, not a curated record. Gene Ontology annotation, biological process: regulation of gene expression. Bases 274 to 1449 code for a protein of 391 amino acids. NCBI's taxonomy places the organism in Eukaryota, Metazoa, Chordata, Mammalia, Chiroptera, Phyllostomidae. Gene Ontology annotation, molecular function: chromatin binding. The transcript has a single exon. Gene Ontology annotation, cellular component: nucleus.
CCACCGGUGCGAAUUCAUCUUCUUGUGUUCCCGUGGGGCUUGGGUUGGGCGACGUAAACCCCAAACUCAGGAGCGGCUGUGCCCGUGACCCACUCGAGGAAAAAAACCUCCGACAGCCUCGGCCCACACGCGGUAAGGGCUUCGCCAGGAAAGCGGCCGGAAGCGGAAGAGGAACUGCGGCUGGCGCGCCUGCGCGAGCGGGAGUCGUGGCCGCCACGUUCCUGCCGGUAACGGUCGGCGUUGACCAGCUGGUCACCUGUGAAAGCGCGGCCCAUGGCACCAGUGUCCCGGUCCCGCUCCCCCGAGGACACCCCGGGCUCCCGGAGACGGCCACGCAGCUCGCCGGGGAGCAGCCGUUCCCGCUCUCAGACCCGUGGCCGCGAGGGCCCUGAGCCUCUGUGGGGUCGGGCCACCGGCGCGCCUUACCUCCGCAGUGGCCCCGGGUCUCGAGAGUUCCCUGGGCUCCACAGCUACGCCUUCUCGGCCCCUUCCUCCGUGUACUGUGGAGGGCACCGGUCCCAUUAUCGCAACUACACGGGCGACGGGCAUUGGGCGGAGCACUACGACGUGAAGGAGAGCUCCCGACAAAGGAGGCUGAAAGAGAGGGAACGGAUCGGGGAGCUGGGAGCUCCUGAGGUGUGGGGCCUGUCUCCGAAGUGCCCGGAGCCGGAUUCUGAUGAACACAGCCCAGUGGAAGGUGCAGAGGUGAAAACGCAGAAGAUCAGCAGCAGUUCAGAUUCCAGCUCUGAAGAAAAAAGGAAAAAGAAGACCAGUCAUUCAAAAAAUAAGAAAAGAAAGAAAAAGUCCAAAAGAAAAUAUAAGAAAUAUUAUGGUAAUAGUGACAGUAAUUCAGACCCUGACACUCAUUGUGGCUCUGAUGAGGGGAAAAAGAGAGCCAAAAAAGCCAAGAACAAAGAGAAGAAAAAGAAACACAGAGGUGCAAAUAGUAAGAAAAAGAAGAGUAAAAAGACUAGAAAAGAACCGAAUGACGCAAGUUACAAAAAUUGUGAAGGGGAGGUGCCAGAAGAUAACUGUUUUGAGCACUCAGACAUUACAGAUACCAUGGAUCUCAUCGGUCCUGAAGCACCUGCAAUUCACACCUCUCAGGAUGAGAAACCUUUGAACUAUGGCCAUGCUCUACUCCCAGGUGAAGGCGCGGCCAUGGCAGAGUAUGUGAAAGCUGGAAAGCGUAUCCCACGAAGAGGUGAAAUUGGGCUGACAAGUGAAGAAAUUGCUUCAUUUGAAUGCUCAGGCUAUGUCAUGAGCGGCAGCAGGCAUCGCAGAAUGGAGGCUGUGCGACUGCGCAAAGAGAACCAGAUCUACAGUGCAGAUGAGAAGAGGGCCCUGGCAUCCUUUAACCAAGAAGAGAGGCGGAAGAGAGAGAAUAAUAUUCUGGCCAGUUUCAGAGAGAUGGUGUACAGAAAGACAAAAGGGAAAGACGACAAAUGAGGACUUUUGUUCCACAGCAAGACUUUGAACAACGAUUUUCUAUGACCAAAGUAGUUUUUGCAGGCUUUAUGGUGCUACUGUACCUAUGUUAGUAAGUUGUUGAAGAAAAACCUGUUUAGCAGUUUUUUAUUUUCAACUUAAAAAGUAAUAUGUGACCAUGGUUUUAAAGAUACUCAAUCACUACAGGAGAGUUAGUAAAAUGUGAGUCUUUACUGAAGUCCCUGAUCCUUCUCCCCAAAGAAAUCAAUCUCUCUCUCUCUCUCUCUCUCGCUCUCGCUCUCACUCUUGCUCUCUAUCUAUCUCUAUAUCUGUUCAUGAGUUCUUUGUACAUACAACCAUUAUGUUGCAAAAUAAACGGAGCUAUUGACCCAACGGGGUUUUAUUUCUCUUGUUGCCCUGACUGCUCUCUGUAAAGGCUUCAUUUAUUUGCCCCAAGGGGAACCAGAAAAACUCCACAAAGAACAAAGGAUUCAAUUGAUUGUAUACUUCUAGUUGCAUUUAACAGACUGAGUUUUAAAAAGUAGAGUUUUACUAACAUACAACUUAAGUGCAGCAGGAGGACAGUUUUCCUGUGUGGCUUUAAUAGGGCAUUGGCUUCUUUCCUCCUUGUUCUCUAUGAAUCAUUUCCCUCUUCAGGCUGUUUUCUCUCAAAUAAAAAAAAGGUCAGCAAAAGCACCUGAGUUAGGUUAUAUAUUUCCUGGUCCACCUCUAAAAAGAUAAAAUAUUUUUUUAUCUUGGCAUUGCAAACAAUCCUGAGAUUCAUCCUAACUGGAUUAGGUUAGGUCACAUGCCCAUCACAAAAAGAUGUUGCUGCCAGGGAAAUAGAAUAGCUUACUCCUGGAGCUGUUGGUUUUGUCUGUUUCUGGGCUAUGUGGGGAAGGAAAGCGUUCCUAAAUGAAAAUCAGGAUAACAUUGGGAGAGGGAAUAGGCAACCAGUAAGUGCUCACUACAAUUGUGAAUGAUUUCUAAAUAUAUUUUAUUGAUUAUGCUAUUAUAGUCCCAUUUUUUAUCUCCUCUGGUUCCCUCCACUCUGCAUCCCCCCUCCCACCAGCAUUUCCUCCCCUUAGUUCACGUCCAUGGAUCAUACAUGUAAGUUCUUUGGCUUCUCCAUUUCCUAUACUACUCUUUUUAAAAUAUAUAUAUUUUAUUG